Molecule: messenger RNA, 1468 nt
Organism: Prosopis cineraria
Lineage: Eukaryota; Viridiplantae; Streptophyta; Magnoliopsida; Fabales; Fabaceae
Product: probable carboxylesterase 6
Exons: 2
Coding region: 230-1231 (333 amino acids)
Molecular function (GO): hydrolase activity
Source: RefSeq, a predicted model, not a curated record
GUGGAGACAGACGCCGAUACGGCGGAGCAAACGGAGUGCCUCAUCGGCAAGAUCAAAGAGUUCAUUGAUAGCCACUGAAAAGUGAAAGCCGGUUUCAUGAUCAGUGCUCGUUGGCUACCACUUUCAUCAGGAUGCUUAUAUAUACUAUACCACUUCCCUGAAAGUUCAAGGCAUCCAAUCGCUCCACUGCAAAUACACUUUACUAACUAUCAUCACCUUCAUUUCUGUCAUGGACACCCCGAGGAAGCUCGUUGACCAAGUCGGAUGUUGGCUCAGACUCUAUGACGACGGUUCAGUAGAUCGCACCUGGACCGGCCCUCCUAACUUUAAAUUACUCACUGAACCGGUUCCUCCUCAGCCUGAAUUCCUCAACGGAGUUGCCACCCAUGACGUGGUCAUCGACGACGUUUCCGGUCAACGUGUCCGGAUUUACCUACCGGAGACAAAAUCCCACGAUAAGCUUCCGAUUCUCCUCCAUUUUCACGGCGGUGGGUUUUGCAUAACCCAAGCCGACUGGUUCAUGUACCACCAGUUCUACAGACGGCUCACCCUAACGGCCCGGGUCAUUUGCGUAUCUGUCUAUCUCCGCCUCGCCCCCGAGAACCGACUCCCGGCAGCCAUUGAUGACGCUUUCUCCGGUCUUACCUGGCUCCAAUCGGUGGCAAAGCGCGAGAAGCACCCGCCCGAAUGCCUUGUUUCUGCCGACUUCAACCGUAUUUUUCUUAUCGGUGACAGCACUGGUGGGAACCUAGUUCAUGAGGUGGCCGUGCGAGCCGGGAAGCAUGACCUGACGCCGCUGAGAGUCGCCGGAGGGAUACAGGCGCAUCCUGGAUUUGUCCGGUCUAGGCGGAGCAAGUCGGAGUUAGAGAAUCCCCAGUCGCCGAUCUUCUCGUUAGACAUGAUCGACAAGCUGUUGAUCUUGGGGUUGCCGGUUGGCAGCAACAAGGACCACCCGAUAACGUGUCCUAUGGGGAAGGCGGCGCCGUCGCUGGAGGACGUGGAAGUCCCGCCGCUGCUGGUGUGCGUGGCGGAGAAGGACAUGAUGGUGGAUACGGAGAUGGACUACUGUGAAGCGAUGAGGAAGGCGAAGAAGGAAGUGGAAGUGUUUGUGAGCAAAGGUAUGGGACAUUCGUUUUAUCUGAACUCAGUUGCGGUGGAGACAGAGGCCGAUACGGCGGAGCAAACGGAGUGCCUCAUCGGCAAGAUCGAAGAGUUCAUUGAUAGCCACUGAAAAGUGAAAGCCGGUUUCAUGACCAGUGGUCGUUGUCUACCACUUUCAUCAGGUACUUUUUUCUAUUCUUAACUUUUCCCUUUUCAAGAUAAGUGGUGUAAUAAUAAAUUUAAAAAAUAAUGUAUGUGAUUUUUUUUUUCCUAUUGAUUUUGACUUUGGCGUUGUGCGUGAUUUGUCGUAAUUUAUCUUAGCUUAUCGGGGUGAAUUAUGAAUUGGUUCUGGUCUUUGUGAAUUCGA